Phragmites australis (common reed) is the source of this 3051-nucleotide messenger RNA. RefSeq names its product WEB family protein At5g16730, chloroplastic-like. The transcript is spliced from 3 exons. Bases 505 to 2790 code for a protein of 761 amino acids. Gene Ontology annotation, biological process: reciprocal meiotic recombination. NCBI's taxonomy places the organism in Eukaryota, Viridiplantae, Streptophyta, Magnoliopsida, Poales, Poaceae. The record is from RefSeq and is a predicted model, not a curated record.
AAGCAGGCGGUGCCGUUUUCUGCGGUCACUCUCCGUCGGCUUGCCGCUUGCUCUUGGUGGUUACAUGAGGUAGGGGGCAACAGCUGCAAGCUCAAGUAAAGUGUGCUCUGUAACCAUGCCACACAAUGUGAUUCUUAUUCUCUCACUCUCUGUGCCUGAUAAAGCACUACUAUUAAUCUAACGCUUUAACAGGUUCCAAUCCCUGCCUUUCUCUUGGCUUUACACUUUACCUUCACCUCCCAAUCACUCUCUCUCUCUCCAGCCUUGUAAUUUGAGAUCCGUACACAAAUCACCCAUAUACAUUGAGGUUAGCUGUUCAUGACGCCAAUGCUGGUGAUCAGAUUCUAUUCCCCUUCCUCCUAGCUAUCGCCACGGCUGCCUUGUGCUGUGCUGUUCAUAGCGACCAACACCGACACACCGACUGCUUCUUCCGUUCCAACCUUGCGCCGAGGCAACUCACCUUCCCCGUUUGGAGGCACAGAGAGCGGCGCGGCGGCUGUAGCAAUGCUGGGAGCCAGACCGAAAUCUGCGGCGGCGGAUGGCAAGAGCGGCAAGGGCACGCCACCGACGCCCAAGGGGAGCAGGGCGAGCAAGCCGGCCCCCGCCAAGCUGGCCAAUGGCACCCCGCCGCACGCGCCGCGCGGAGCCGACAAGUCCCCCGGGUCGGCAGAGAAGCCGCCGUCGGGCGACCGCCGCUCGCCCAAGGUCUUCACCCGGCUCAGCGCGCCCCCUGCCGAGAAGCAAGGCAGCGCCGUGAAGCAGUCUCAGGAGUUGCAGGCGCAGCUCGCCGCGGUGCAGGAGGAGCUCAAGAGUGCCAAGGAGCAGUUGAUGGAGAAGGAGAAGGAGAAGGGCAAGGUUCUUGAGGAGCUGGAGGAUGCCAAGCGGCUGGCCGACGAGGCCAACGCAAACCUCCGGGAUGCGCUGGCCGCGCGGAAGAGGGCGGAGGGGGCCUCUGAGACCGAGAUGUUCCGCGCGGUCGAACUGGAGCAGACGAGCAUCGAAUCAAUGCAGAGGAAGGAAGAGGAGCUGCAGAGAAAGCUGGAGAGCAUGCGGCGGCAGCAGGAGUCGGACGCGGCUGCCCUGCGGUCGACGGUGGAACAGCUUGAGAAGGCGAGGUAUGAGCUGGCUGAUGCGAUCGAUGCUAAGAAUUUGGCGCUCAACCAGGUGGACGUUGCGACCAGGCUCAGCGAAGUAAACGCUCAUAAAGUGGAGAGUCUCAACGCAGAGGUUGCUCAACUGAAGGAAUCGUUUGGCAUUGAGCUGAGGAGCAAAGAAAAAGAAAGCGCUGAGCAAAUCAGGGGGCUCGAGGGGGAGGCCUCCGCACUGAAGAUCGAACUCCAAAAAGCCAAGUUUGCUGAAGAGAAGGUAGCUGAAAUGGGAGGUGUGAUUGAAGGGCUUAGAAUUGACAUCGCCAAUGCUAUGAAGGCCAGAACAGAGGCAGAGGAGCUAGCUGAUGAAUGGAAGCAAAAGGUUGAAUUACUGGAAAUCAAGUUGGAGGAAGCCAACCAGUCUUACAUGUUGAAGGUUGAGUCCUUAAAUUCAGUAAUGAAAGAAUUGGAUGUGGCCAGCGCUUUGCUUGCAGAGAAAGAAUCUGAACUUUCUGACCUUCAGAGCAAGUUGCAGUCCUUGGAAGAUGAGGUAGCUAGGCAGAAUGAAGAUAUCAAUGCCUCAAAUGAGCGUCUUGAUGUUGCAGAGAAAGAAGCAUUUGACUUGAGGGCAGAGAUCAAGGAGCUUCAGUCGAAGCUCCAAACACUGGAAGAAGAGAAGAUGGAUGCUAUUAACAAUGAGAACCAUGCAAGUUCACAAAUGGAGUCCAUAUGUGAAGCGAAGGAGAAGCUGGCUAAGGAACUAGAAGUUAGCAAAGAUGAAUAUGAGAAAGUUAAGAAGGCUAUGGAAGAUCUAGCCUCAGCAUUGCAUGAGAUGUCCGGUGAAGCAAGAGAGGCACGGGAGCGGUACCUCAACAAACAAGAAGAGAUUGAGCGUGCCAGGUCACAGAUAGAGGAGCUCAACAUGAAUCUCAAGAACACCCAGGAGAACUACGAGGUGAUGCUUGAUGAAGCGAACUAUGAGAGAGUCUGCUUGAAGAAGACGGUGGAACGAAUGGAAGCGGAAGCGAAGAAUACAUCUGAGGAGUGGCAAUCCAAAGAGGUUAGCUUUGUGAGCUCCAUCAAAAAGUCAGAGGAAGAAAUUAGUGCAAUGGGAGUUGAGAUGGAUAAGGCAGCAGAGGUGGCGAGAGGCUGGGAAACUAGAAAUGCUGAACUGGAGGAGAAGCUGAAGGAACUGGAAGCUCAGGUGGAGGAAGCUAACAGAGCCAAGGAUGAAGCAAGAGCUGAAGCAUUGGGCUGGAAAGAAAAGCUGUUAGAUAAAGAGAAUGAACUGCAGAACAUAAAACAGGAGAACAAUGAUCUGCAGGUCAAAGAAUCGACAGCUUCAGAGAAACUCAAGGAGCUAUCUUCCAUGCUUGGGAAUGCAAAAGAUAGAGUGCUGAAUGGCACAGGUCCGAAAGGUGAGAAUGGCAAGGGAAAUACCAAGGAAGAUGAACCUGUAGUGGUAGUUGCGAAGAUGUGGGAGAACAGCAAGGUCACCGACCACGACUUAUCUACCGAAAAGGAGAAAGAUGGUGAAUCAGAACUUGACUUGGAGUCCAACAAGGGAGACACUGCCUCUGAUGGCCACAGGUUGUCUAUAGACAAGAUGAACAACACAAAGCUGGCAAUCAAGCAGCAGCAACAAAAUAAGCCUUUGAUGAAGAAAUUUGGUGGUUUCCUGAAGAAGAAAAGCCAGCAUUAGAAACAGAUCAAACCAUCUCAGAAAAAGGAUUGAUGUGUGCCAUGGAUGACUAUUUUCUCUAGUUUCAUCUUUACUUUGGUCCUGCAGAGUUGGCAGUAAAUAGUGUAAGUUUGAGAAGAAACAGAAGGGUGAUGUAUUGACUUCCACUUUUCUGUUUAAUAUCUUGUAUUGUGUACGUUUGAGGAGCAUUCAUACUCUAGUUCGUGUAUUUCUUCGUCUGCUGGGGUAAUGUUAAUGUAAAGGAUAUGAGGUUUCAAUUCA